GGUUGAAGUUGUCCCCACCCCCGUCUUCUCUACCAACUAAGCCCCGCCCUCUCCACAACGCGGACGUCCACGCUGAACGGACGUCGCUCGACUCUCUGGGAAAUGAUUUACUAGUUUUCAUCUACGGACCUGAAACUUUCUCUCCAGUGCUCAGCGUUGUGACGCGACCUUCUGCGGGUUGGAGUAAUGCUGCUGGCGGCACUGUUGUGAUCUUUGUUGCUGUGGUUUCCAAGGGAGCAAGACAACAGCAGGCAGAAAACAGUCAAAUUGGAAGAAGAUGACUUCGCCAUCAACCACUCACAGCGACGGCAGCAUCUCCCCAAAGCAUGACAGGAGCCAGGAUAACUGGGAGAUUGUGGAGGGGUGGAGGGGGAUCCCGGCCAACAUCCAGGAGCCCCAAAGGCAGGAGGGCUUCCUGCUGAAGAGGAGAAAAUGGCCCAUGAAGGGAUGGCAUAAGAGAUACUUUGUGUUGGAGAAAGGUAUCCUGAAAUAUUCGAAGGGAGAAACCGAUUCAAAGAAAGGGAAGAAUCAUGGCUGCAUUGAUGUCGGACUCUCUGUCAUGUCAAUCAAGAAGAAAGCAAUGUGUAUUGACCUUGACACAGAAGAUAACAUCUUUCACCUGAAGGUGAAGUCACCAGAGCUGUUUGAUGAUUGGGUGUCAAAACUGCGACAUCACCGGGUGUUCCGUCAGAGUGAGAUCGCCAUGUACCCUCAUGAGAGGCACCUGUUCUACCCCCACCCCUCUCCCACCCUUAAUGACUCUAUCCGGAAGAGGACUACUCUUACCAAGCAGGCAUCAGUCCAUCAGGCUAAGGUCAGUGCCUGGCUCCACGCCUCCAAGGACAUGGACAAGUGCUGCAGAGACUUGGAGGAAUGUGAGUCCUACUUGCUGGAACUCAACCUGCUGCUGAAAAGCAUGGAGGUCCUCCAUCGUACGUACUCUGCCCCGGCCAUCAGUGCACUACAGGCAUCUACUUAUGACAUCCCCAAGAAGGAGAAGAGACCGAGGAGAUGGCGGUCAAAGAACAGCAGCAAAGAUAUUAAAUCCACACUACAGGUCCCAGGCUGCAUCUCCAAAUCUACUCGCCUCCAUGCAUCCCACCCAAAUCUCUCCACCACUGAGGCCAACACCCAGGAGGCCUGUCCCGAAUCCCCAGACUCGCCCACAGAUGCAUCCCGCCUACAGGAAGACUUCUGUAGGCUUGCCAACAACAUUCACAACACACUGAACUCAGCUUUUAGUGCCCUGUCAGCAGAAAGAGAGAGGCUGAGGCACACCAUCGACAUGCAGGCCCCACCUCCAGCACAAGUCAUGGGCCUGAAGACCACCUUUGACUGUGCGGACGGCUCCCACUCUCUCGUCCACCAGUUGUCAAAUGAGAGCAAAGCGUCCAUCCCGGAGUCCAUGUUGGAGUUCUUUGAUGCUCAGGAGUACCUCCUCUCUUCCUCCUCCUCUGAGAAUGAGGUGUCAGAUGACGACUCCUACAUCAGUGAUGUCAGUGACAGUGUCUCCAUGGAUACCUUUAGCAAUGAGGGAGGCAGUGAGAGACACAACUCUGUCAGCAGUACCGUGCGACUGGCUCGCCGUCGCUCCACCCUGCCCUCUACCAGCCCCACCAGCGGCAGCGUGAGCCUGUGGAACAUCCUCAGGAACAACAUUGGCAAGGACCUGUCCAAAGUCGCCAUGCCCGUGCAGCUCAACGAGCCCCUCAACACCCUGCAGAGGCUCUGCGAGGAGUUGGAGUACAGCGAGCUGCUGGAUAUGGCCAACCAGACGCAGGACCCCUACCAGCGCAUGGUGUAUGUGGCUACAUUUGCAGUGUCUGCAUAUGCGUCCAGCUACCAUCGAGCAGGCAGCAAACCAUUUAACCCCAUCCUGGGAGAGACCUACGAGUGUGAUAGACCAGACAAGGGCUUCAGAUUCAUUGCUGAGCAGGUGAGUCAUCAUCCGCCUGUGUCUGCAUGUCACUGCGAUUCGAAGAACUUUACCUUUUGGCAAGAUGUGCGAUGGAAGAAUAAAUUCUGGGGCAAAUCCAUGGAGAUUGUUCCCAUGGGGACUACCCAUGUCACCCUACCUGCGUUUGGGGACCACUACGAAUGGAACAAAGUUACUUCCUGCAUCCACAACAUUCUGAGUGGCCAGCGUUGGAUCGAGCACUACGGAGAGAUGGCCAUCAGAAAUGUCAACAGUGACACCUGCCUGUGUAAAGUCACAUUUGUCAAGGCAAGAUCAUGGAGCUCUACAGUGAACGAGAUAGAAGGCGUUGUUACAGACAGAGAUGGAGGAGUUAUACACUCCGUAUUUGGAAAAUGGCAUGAAGGGGUGUACCAAGGAACUCCACCUUCAGCCACCUGUAUCUGGAGAGCAAACCCCAUGCCAGCAGACCAGGAGCAGUACUACGGCUUCACCCAGUUUGCAGUGGAGUUGAAUGAACUGGAUCCGUCCCUGACAGCCCUGCUACCCCCAAUCGAUACACGUUUCAGACUGGACCAGAGGUUUUUGGAAGAGGGGAAUGUGGAGGGGGCUGAGGAGCAGAAGCAGAGGAUAGAAGAGCUUCAGAGAGAGAGGAGGAAAGUGCUACAGGACAACAACAUGACCCACCUUCCACGCUUCUUCACGAAGUCCAAGGAUGAUACAUGGGUCAGCAACAACACGUACUGGGAACUGCGGAGGGACCCUGGCUUCAGCAAAAUGGACUUUCCUGUGCUGUGGUGACAUAAAGAUUUUAAACCAAUGGUUUUUACGUCAACCCCCACCCCCCCAAACAAACACAUACACACAGCUUAUGGAUGAGAAUGAGGUGUAAAUUUGACCUGGGACCAGCAACUAAGGAUACUGACCUGGUUGACAUCCCUUCCCCUGUGUCUAAGUGACACAGAAUAUAGACUUCCUACUUCCUCUUUCAAGACUUAGCUGAAUCUGUAGAACUGAAAGGGGGGGCUUUUAUGGGUUUUUUUUUUUAUUAUUAUUAUUCCAAACUGCUAAUUUUUUAUUGUUAAUUCUGUGUUGUCUGUCAGGGUACAAGUUGCCCCCCACCCUUAUUUUUUCAUAUUGUAACUAUAAUUUCCAUGGUGUCAGUGUAUAUCAAAUUCAUAUCAUUAUGACUUGUUGCAUCUCAGCAUUUACCAAAGUGCCUUAGAAAAGAGUACUGUACUGGGGUACCGUCUAUAUCGGUUAUGCAGGAACACUCAUGUUAAGAGACUUUAAAAUGCUUCCUUUGGGUGAUUCAAUUAUGUCCUUAUGCUGUCUGACUCAAAUGUGUAAUCUUAUGGGGUACACGAAGGGUAAAUUCUCUUUGGUAUUUGUCUAUUGAGUGAGGUCUGCACACUGAAUUUCUACCAAUAAUUGUUUUUAUUUCUCUUAACUGGGUAAUGUUUUCAUCUAUCAGAUCUACUUCAGACAAAAGGAAGAUCUGAGAGAUCAAUUAUGUUUUGCAAAUUGUAUUAUGUUUUGCAAUUUUUUUUGUCUUGUAUCUAAAACAUUUUUUUCUUGUUGUGCACACACUUGGUUCCUGUUCUGAAGUAUGUGUCAUUGAAUCAAGUGUUGUGACCCCCCCCCCCCCAGAUGUUGUAACUCAUAACUAACCAGAAGGUCUAUCUCCAAAGGAUGGGCUCUGGUUAAAGCCUUGAUGCUGCCUUAUCUCCAUCUGUCAUUAUAGAUGAAAACAUAGCAAUAAUAUACAAUGGGUAACGAGUUACAUUAACUACAUUACAUGACACAUUCAUUUCACAGCUAGAGACAGUCUGUGGAUAUGCCAUAUAUCUUGACUAACUAUCCAGCUCCAGAUGUGGUAUGGUAAAAUCAUCAAGCAUACAGCAACAGAAGACAAUAGUGGAGGCAAGAAGCCAGUCAGUAGCCCUAACAAAAGAAUUAUCAGCCUGCAAGGUGGAAUCAUAAAAUAUGAAUAAAACCUUUGACGCAUACAGGAUCAGUUAUAGCAUAUCCACACACUGUCUAGCUGUACAAGGAAUGUGUUGUGUGAUGUAGUUAAUGUAAGUCAUUACCAUUUAAUGUCUCAUGGUGGACAAUAAACUGCACAAUGAAUGGACAUGUUAUUUGCAAUGUGUGUGUAUACGUGCACAUGUGUGAAUGUACUGCUGCUGUGUAUAUAGGACCAUUAUCUGUACAUCCAAGGGACCACUCCCUGUCCAUUUAGCAAAAAAGUUACUUAUCAUCAAAUGACAUGCCUGUUGUGUAGGGUGUUAGGAUGUGUGUUCUCCCGUUUGGGUUGACUCAAUUCUGGGCCACCAUCACCCUGCUGAAUAGCAUUUUUUUUUUUUACAACAAACCUAUUCGACUGUAUUCAUGAUCUGAUUCAUUCCUUGCCCUUUGUCUAUGAUACUUAGCGAAAGACUGGGUUCAGACUUCAAGUCUAUGUUUUUGCCUCCACCUUGCAAAUGAGAUCAAACAUUACUCCUCUUGUCAGUGCCAAGAGAAGCGAUUAGAAGCCGUUGACCGGCGGAAAGCACCCAGCACCCACACAUCAGAUUUUCCGGGCUCUCUUUUCUCUCUGUGACUGACUGUCCGGGUCUUCCCUGUGGCAAGUCAGUGCGUAAUAUUUAACCGGCCUGCCAGUGGGCUGCUGAUACUGGUUUGACUGAAGAGGGACCGCCGCUCACAGCUGCCUUUCACGUGGUUGGUGGUCCUGCCAUUUCCCACCCAGGCUUUCAAUGCUUCCUUUCAGCCUACAGCACAGUGCAGCUUCAUGUUUAUUGCGGAUUUUUUGAAGUUAUUACUGUAUUGGAAGUAUUUUUUUGGAGAAAGUUGCAUUAAAAAAGUUUC
Messenger RNA from Lampris incognitus (smalleye Pacific opah), 4783 nucleotides. Its product is annotated as oxysterol-binding protein-related protein 3-like. The transcript is spliced from 22 exons. Gene Ontology annotation, molecular function: cholesterol binding. The coding region runs from base 278 to 2716 and encodes 812 amino acids. The record is from RefSeq and is a predicted model, not a curated record. Lineage: Eukaryota; Metazoa; Chordata; Actinopteri; Lampriformes; Lampridae. Gene Ontology annotation, cellular component: intracellular membrane-bounded organelle; cytosol; perinuclear endoplasmic reticulum.